This is a messenger RNA of Nymphaea colorata (pocket water lily), 1297 nucleotides long. Its product is annotated as ras-related protein RABA1f-like. The transcript has 2 exons. Lineage: Eukaryota; Viridiplantae; Streptophyta; Magnoliopsida; Nymphaeales; Nymphaeaceae. The record is from RefSeq and is a predicted model, not a curated record. Gene Ontology annotation, cellular component: endosome. Gene Ontology annotation, molecular function: GTP binding; GTPase activity. Bases 358 to 1011 code for a protein of 217 amino acids.
AGGGAGUUGCUCGUGAUUCGACCCUCCAAGAUGCAAAGGUCGGCACUCACGAGACCUGCGCGGUUCAGCUGACCGCCAUCCUUUCGUCCCGCCCUCGUUGCGUUGGAUCUGUUUUGACUACCAGGAAGGAAAAAAAAUCCAUUUUCUUCUUCUUGCUCCUUCCCUCGCUUUAGCUCGCGUCGAAGUGCUGACGAGAGGGAGAGAGAAACGUGUUGGGAGUGUCUGAAGGGCCACAGACGACUUGGACUCGCCUUCGACUUGUAUUCCAGAAGAGCAAGGGGAAGAGGGAGAAGCGGAGAAGAGCCGUCUGUCGCUCCUUUCUUCCGAGAGAAAGAGGAGAGAGAAAGAGAGGGAGGAAUGGCGUACAGGGCGGACGAGGAGUACGACUACCUGUUCAAGGUGGUGCUAAUUGGGGACUCCGGCGUUGGCAAGUCCAACCUCCUCUCCAGGUUCACCCGCAACGAAUUUAGCCUCGAUUCCAAGUCCACUAUCGGCGUCGAGUUCGCCACCAGGAGCAUCCGCGUCGACGACAAAGUCCUCAAGGCUCAGAUCUGGGACACCGCAGGCCAGGAGAGAUACCGUGCAAUAACAAGUGCAUAUUAUCGUGGAGCUGUUGGUGCAUUGGUUGUGUAUGAUGUGACCCGCCAUGUUACCUUUGAGAAUGUGGAGAGGUGGUUGAAGGAACUGAGAGAUCACACAGAUGCAAAUAUUGUGAUAAUGCUUGUAGGCAACAAGGCUGACCUUAGGCAUCUGCGAGCAGUUUCAACAGAGGAUGGAAAAUCAUUUGCCGAACGUGAGUCAACAUAUUUCAUGGAGACAUCAGCCCUCGAGUCCACCAAUGUGGAGAAUGCUUUCACUGAUGUGCUCACACAGGUAUAUCGUGUGGUCAGUCGGAAAGCCCUUGAUAUGGGAGAGGAGCCUGUUGCUGUUUCUUUGAAGGGUGAGACAAUCAAUAUGGGAAACAAGGAUGAUGUAUCAGCUGUCAAGAAAGCAGGGUGCUGUUCAGCUUAAGUUUCUGUUGCUUUCUUCUUUUCAAUCUCAAGUAUCGUCAAGAUUGUUGAUCUCCUUUUAUCAUGUCUGUGUGCUUUCAUCAUAAAGAGUCUACGUUGUUUGUUCUUUUGUAUCUUGAAGUAGCAGGUCUGCCGUUCUAUUCACCCCAAAAAUUUUAGUUUGUGGUGGCUUUUGGAUUGUUUUUGUUCUUGCUGUUUUUGGCUAGUCUUCAUUCUUUCAAUUGUAACUUGGGUUCAUGGAAUUUGCAAACUGAUCGUGCUGCAUGAGAAAGCCAUAUGGUACUGCA